This is a messenger RNA of Microtus oregoni (creeping vole), 3655 nucleotides long. It is a transcript of the gene Bmp5, whose product is annotated as bone morphogenetic protein 5. Gene Ontology annotation, molecular function: growth factor activity; cytokine activity. Bases 621 to 1985 code for a protein of 454 amino acids. Gene Ontology annotation, biological process: SMAD protein signal transduction. The transcript is spliced from 7 exons. The record is from RefSeq and is a predicted model, not a curated record. Lineage: Eukaryota; Metazoa; Chordata; Mammalia; Rodentia; Cricetidae. Gene Ontology annotation, cellular component: extracellular region.
AACUCAGGGAAAUACAUUUACUUGAGCAGUUAUAACCUUGGGUCUUGUUUUACACUAAGACCAUACAAGAGAUGUUGAAGUUAUCACUAGGCUGCCGGACAAAUAGAAUUCCAACAGCAAGGUGCAGACCAGCGUAGAUCUGUGAUUCUGACCUCAGGAUUUGUCUUGGAAAGAGUUCAAGCACUGAGAAGAAGGCAGAGCCAGUGAAGAGAACUUGGGAGCUACAGUUUGUCCGAAGACCAGCUUUCGUCAGUUCAAAUACCAAAGCCUGAUUAUCAUACAUUCACAUAGGAAUGCAUAGGUUAUUUGAUCGAAUAAUUUUAGCCAGCUCUUGCUACAUCAAUACUGCAAAAGCCCUUAACAACUGUGGAUAAUUAGAAAUCUGAAUUUCAGCUUUCUUAGCAAUCACUACUCUUGACGUAUCUGCAAAUAUCUAAAACAGGAGAAGAAAAUGGACUGAGUAUGUUGUGUUCAGAAACACCACUGUCAUGAAGAAUAGGUAAAUUUGUUUUUACAACUUCACAGCUACUGACAAAGCGUGCCUCCAAGGAACCGGGAUUCUUACUACUUUUAAGUGGACAAGAAGGAUUAAAAAUACCGACUUUUGCUUUUGUACAAAAAUGCAUUGGACCGUAUUUUUACUUAGGGGUCUUGUGGGCUUCCUCUGGUGCGGCUGGGUUCAAGUGGGUUAUGCAAAAGGAGGUCUGGGAGACAAUCAUGUUCACUCCAGUUUCAUUUAUAGAAGACUGCGGAACCAUGAGAGACGGGAAAUACAGAGGGAAAUUCUCUCUAUUUUGGGUUUGCCCCACAGACCCAGGCCGUUUUCACCUGGAAAGCAAGCAUCUUCUGCACCCCUCUUUAUGCUGGAUCUGUACAAUGCCAUGGCCAGUGAAGAAAAUCCUGAGGAGUCGGAAUACUUGGUGAGGGUAUCCCUGGCAGGAGAGGCCAAGGAGGCCAGGAAGGGAUACCCAGCUUCUCCCAAUGGGUAUGCUCAUCGUAUGCAGUUGUCUCCAAGGAUCCCGCUGACUACCCAGAGCCCUCCUCUUGCCAGCCUACACGAUACCAACUUUCUGAAUGAUGCUGACAUGGUCAUGAGCUUUGUCAACUUAGUUGAAAGAGACAAGGACUUUUCUCAUCAGAGAAGGCAUUACAAAGAGUUUCGGUUUGAUCUGACCCAGAUCCCGCAUGGAGAAGCAGUGACAGCGGCUGAAUUCCGGAUAUAUAAGGACAAGAGUCACCAGCGAUUUGAAAACGAGACCAUUAAGAUCAGCAUAUAUCAGAUCAUCAAGGAAUACACAAAUAGGGAUGCGGAUCUUUUCCUGUUGGACACAAGGAAGGCGCAAGCUUUGGACGUGGGCUGGCUUGUCUUUGAUAUCACUGUGACCAGCAACCACUGGGUGAUUAACCCACAGAACAAUUUGGGUUUACAGCUCUGUGCAGAGACUGGAGAUGGACGCAGCAUUAAUGUAAAAUCUGCUGGUCUUGUGGGAAGACAUGGACCUCAGUCAAAACAGCCUUUCAUGGUGGCCUUCUUCAAGGCAAGCGAGGUACUUCUUCGAUCUGUGCGAGCAGCCAGCAAACGGAAAAAUCCAAACCGCAAUAAAUCCAGCUCUCAUCAGGACACCUCCAGGAUGUCCACGGCUGGAGAUUAUAACACCAGUGAACAAAAGCAAGCCUGCAAAAAGCAUGAGCUCUAUGUGAGUUUCCGGGAUCUGGGAUGGCAGGAUUGGAUUAUAGCGCCAGAAGGGUAUGCUGCCUUCUAUUGUGAUGGAGAAUGUUCUUUUCCACUUAAUGCCCACAUGAACGCCACCAACCAUGCCAUAGUCCAGACUCUGGUACACCUGAUGUUUCCUGACCACGUUCCCAAGCCCUGCUGUGCUCCGACCAAACUGAACGCCAUCUCUGUCCUGUACUUUGAUGACAGCUCCAAUGUCAUUCUGAAGAAGUACAGAAACAUGGUGGUCCGCUCGUGUGGCUGCCACUAGCGCUAAGGGAUUGUGGGAAUAACAAAACUGAGCUGUAUUACAUUUAUGACUGCAAUCAAAGGCAGAUAAAUGGGGACUUCCUUAAAAUCAGCAGGGGUCAUUUCAUCUCUCUAUGUAUCAUAUUAUGUAUAUACACUUUUUUAUUUAUUUUAAAGUGUGUAUUCUCUUUUGGAUGCCUUAUCAGUAAAGUCUAUUUUAAAGGUUCCUAUAUUAUGAUAGAUUCCUACUCUCACUUUUGAUGGGGCAUGCUGAGCCCAGUUAAAUUCUACGUCAACAUUUUUCCCAAUACUACUACAAAUAAUUUUCUAAUAUUAAGUAGAACUCCCUUGACAGUUUAAUGUUGUUGAAGGGAAAUAAAUACAUUUGGUUAUAUUGCACCAGUGAAAACUAAAAUAGAAUAUUUAGAAAUAAAGUUUUAAAAACUAGCAACCCAUUUUUUUAAAAAAAAACUAUUGCUUAGUUAAAUAAAAAUUUCCUUUCAGAGUUUAUGCUUUAUUGGUGAAAGUAAAAUGCUGGACAGGAUUUGACUAAAUAAAGGGUAGGCAGGACAGACAAGGGAGCUGAGGGACAGCGUAACUGUUUUAACCGCUCUCUUUAGGGGAAUUGGUGCAACUCCAGGAGCCUGCUGCUUCUUGCUUCUGAUUGCUGCAGAUUUUUUUUUUCAGAAGGUCAGAGCUUCCGAAAUUUUUUGACACAGGCUUGAGGCUUGAGUCAAUGUCCACAAGUUCCCAAAAUGACACUAAAAAGCACAGUCCAGCCUCACCUCAGCUGAGCCACACCUGGCCGUUGUCUAGAACACCACAGCUACAGUGCUUGUUUCUCCUUGGUUAGAACUUAGUCCACGGUAGAGAAAUAUUUGCAUCUACUGCAUUUUUCUCCUUCCAGGAAGGAGUCACUUCAUGCAUAAAAUGGGUUGGAACUGACGAUGCCAGUAGAGACUUUGCAGGUUGAUGCGAUGCAAGGGAUUUUCCUUAGGGUGAAACCGUGGACAUUAAACUGAAUGAAAAUUAUCACAGUGUGGCUUUGAUGGAACUGCCAUUUUCAAACUGCUAAAAGCCACUUUUCUUGUUUUUGAGAAUCAACGCAGUGUAAACCUGAUUCGAGAAAGGGAUUUUUGAAAACCUUCCUCCAAGCACAAAUAAGUACAGCAGGGAAGGUUCGGGAGCGGUGUGAAAGUGUGUGUGUAUGAGUGUGCGCAUCCUCUCCUCGCUGGUGUUAAUUUCUUUUCUCCGUGUUGAAGCGGUAACUGGGAGCUGCGGUCUUGGUUCAGCACAGGCUGAGUCUUUGGGGAGUGGAUCAUCAGGUUGACCACCUUCUGCUGCUGUCAGCUGUGUGUGGAGGUUUGUAGCAGUCAACUGGAAAUAUCCAAGAACCUUUCCUUAAUCACUGUCUGUAGCUUUCAAGCCAAGGUCUGUUAUUAGGAAUUCCCCAACAUUCGGGAUUGUUUGUGAUUCAGACAUUUUACAUUGUUGCUUUAUAACCCAGUUUACAGUAUAGAAAGUAUGGUAUUGACUAUAUUGGGGGAUACAUUAAGUAAUAUAUUUUUAGUUAAUAAGUUAAUAGUAUACCAUUGAAGAUAAGACUAGAGAUUAAGAAAUGGAAAUCUAUUAUAUUAUUCUUUAAAUGUGCUACUUGAAUGUAUGUUUACAUUUAAAAUAUAUUAAACUUGU